Olea europaea var. sylvestris is the source of this 1422-nucleotide messenger RNA. RefSeq names its product putative protein tag-278. The record is from RefSeq and is a predicted model, not a curated record. NCBI's taxonomy places the organism in Eukaryota, Viridiplantae, Streptophyta, Magnoliopsida, Lamiales, Oleaceae. Bases 154 to 1188 code for a protein of 344 amino acids. Gene Ontology annotation, biological process: response to red or far red light; negative gravitropism. The transcript has 3 exons.
AAUGCAUUAUUUCUUUGCCCCAAUUCUUUACUUUUACUUUUAAUUUAUUAAAACCUGUCUUUCGACAACGCGUGUACCACCAUAAUCAUUUUCCUCAUUCUAAAUUGCUCUCAAUUUGCAGAAAAUCGGAAGGUGUCUUCUUCUCAUCUGGUAAUGGCGGCAGAGGAAGAUGCUAAUUUGUCAGCUUUGAAGUCUCAUUUAAGUCAAACAAACAUUGGUUGGAAGCAGGAGAUGGAGAGAAGCCAAUCCCAAGUGGAUGCCUUGCAAGAGAAACUUACGGAGGUAGAGGGAUGUAUACAAGGGUCAGAAGAAGAUGCAAAGAAAGAAUUAGAAGUCCUCUGGCGUAGAGUUAAAACUGCUGCAUCCUUAUUGACAUACUUGAAAUCAAAAGCCAGAGUCAUGGCUAUUCCUCAUUUGACUCAUACUUCAUGUGGUAUCAAACAAUUAGAUGGCAUUGGGCUCGUCGAUAAAAAUGGUGUACCAUUGUCCUGCUUGUCAAGAAAUGUUGAUCUUUCUUCCCUUGACAGUCCAGAAAAGGAAACAUGGAUUGCACUUGGUAGUCUUCAUGGUUCUUAUGAUGAACAAGAUGGAGUUUAUACCACUGAAUUAUUUAAAAAUGUUCAAAUGGUUACAGAUAUAAUGGAAAGCCUUUUCAAGAGGGUUAUAGUUGCAGAAUCUGAAACUGCUAUUGAGAAGGAGAAGGUAACUGUUGGGCAGGAAGAAAUUAAAAGAAAGGUCCUCCAAAUCGAAAGCAUGUCUUCAAAACUAGAGGAGAUGGAACAAUUUGCAUUGGAUACAAAUUGUAUUUUAAAUGAAAUGAGGCAGAGGGUUGAAGAUUUGGUUGAAGAAACUUCUAGACAAAGGCAAAGAGCUUCUGAAAAUGAGCAGGAGCUUUAUCGUGUUAAGCAGGACUUUGAUUCUCUGAAAUCCUAUGUCAGUAGUCUCAUUAGUGUAAGGGAAACACUUCUUUCAUCAGAAAAGCAAUUUCAGACUAUUGAGAGGCUAUUUGAACGGCUUGUUGCCAAGACAUCGCAACUAGAAAGUGAAAAAAUGCAAAAGGAAUCUGAGGUCCAGAAACUUAUGGAAGAGAAUGUGAGGCUGAGUGUUCUUCUUGACAAGAAAGAGGCCCAACUCUUGGCCAUGAAUGAACAGUGUAAGGUUAUGGCACUCAGUGGUUCCAAUGUUUAGUUCCUUUCGUUAAUUACCUCGCAGACUCAAGGGAGUAUGAAUACCAAAUGAAUUCAUCAGUGGACAUAUUUUCAAAUGUGCCAUUAAUUAUGAACUUGUUAUUUCGACGAGCUAUUUUAUUAUAUUUAGAUCACCAUGAAAAAAGUUUACUACGGAUGCAAGCUUGAUGUGUAACAGGAUGUUUUUAUUUGUUUCCCACUGGGGGCAAAUGUCUCAAAAAGUCGAUUUGCAUCA